CUGCAGUCAUGUACCAACCUCUGGAUCCCUCUCGUAAACGUUACUGUGAAUGAGAUAGAUGUGAUUUUAUGUUCGUCUUACUUUGGAUUUCAUUCUGCCACCCAGAGUCUACUAGUCCAGCUGAGUUUUGAUGAAUGUGUGAUAUAUAUACAUAUAUAUAUAUAUUUAAUUUUCUGAAUAUCGCACUGUCUGAAUGGCAGACUUGGAGAUGCCAGCCACAACACAUGGAGUUGGAGUCUUCUUAGAGCUGAGGAAAAGGCUUCAGACUGGACUGCUCAUUGUCGGGAAAGAUGUGGCCAAAAGUCCUGCAGAUGUGGCCGUGACAGGUGGAGAGUCUUCUCUCAGCAUUCAGACUCCCAGAGGUGAGCUGAGCCUGAUGUUGCCAGCAGGAGUCACCUUCGAGCAGGGAUCCUGCGUUCCGACACCUGCGGGAGAAUCCUGUGAAGAGGAGCUUCACUUCAGACUGCGCAUCAGUGUCACGCACAGCGCAGACGAAGAGACUUCUGACAGUGUGAUGGAGACACUCCGGGCAAAAGAGACUUAUUCCUUCUACUGCCAGGGCUGCAUGACCAGGCUGCUGGAGGACAGAGUGUUUAAGCGAGUUCUCCCUCUCCCUAAUGGCAACUGGAACGCCAUUGUCGACGACUGGUGUUGCCACCCUGAUCCAUUCGCAAACAAGAAGCUGCUGCCCCGAGCAGAGGAUUGUUUAGUGGGUGACUCCUUCCUCCUCCUAGCCAGAGACGGCAGCUGCCAACAGACUCUCACUGAGGAAGUGAGCACUGUUGGCUCAGAGGACAGUCAAGAUACAAAGAAACCCUGCCGCCGACUGGCACUCGUCUCCUGCAAGAGCUGUUCAUCAGUGCUGGGAGAGGCUGUGGCAGCAGAGACCCUGAAACUGUACAUCACGCAGGUGGUGGUGGAGCCCGCUGUUGGAGACAGAACACCAGAAGCUUCUCUGAACAGAUCGCUCUUCCUGGAGAAGACUGUAGCAGCCAGGCUGUUGGGGCUGUCGACCUCGCUGAGCACUUUCCACUUCUCUGUCCAGACUCCUGAUGGAAAAGCUUUCUUAUUGCUCUGGCUGCUGAACAGCGACUCCAUCACAGCAUCAGUCCCAGAAACGUGUGUCGGGGGUGAGAGGUCUAUCAGCUCCCCCGCUCUUCACAGUCCAUCACCCAGAGCUGCCAGAGCCCUGAAACUCCUCUACACUGCCUGUUCUGAUACAGGCAUCCAGCAGAGAGACAUUAUAACUAGUUGGGAGGUCAAUGCCAUAGGACAUCCUGUGGUGCUGCCGCUGAAGGUGUGCGAGGAGCUGCUGCAAGUGAUAGAUGACAGCAACUCCACACUUCCUGCAUCUAUGCGUCGCAUGAGGUCCUAUGAGGUGGCGUACCUGAGACUGUGAGGCCAAAGAUCGGAUGCCAGGAGGUGAAGACUUCACUCUUGGAGAAUUCAAGAGGAUGCUGAAAAAGCUGAGAGAGGAACUUUUGUGAACAUGUUUGUAUUUGUUAAGGUAUAAUCCUGCACAGUUUUCCAGUAAGUAUGAGAAUGGAGAUUACCACAGAAGGAAAUGUGUCGACUCCUCCAGACAGAUUCAUGUUGAAACAGGUUGUUGCCAAAUUUCUUAAUGUUAACACCCAUCCAGUAAAUGCAAAAGUGGAAGAGAAUAACAUUGUCAGAAUAGUUUUUCAUAGAGUAGAUGAUAACAUCUUGUUGUAUAAUUUUUACUUCUUAUGUAUAAUUAAAUCAACAUGUAUCAUAGUGGUUUCAAAGCCUGUAUGUGUACAUUGUAUUUUUGUCCAUGCCUAAACUUAAUUUUGUAUUUUU
Messenger RNA from Epinephelus fuscoguttatus (brown-marbled grouper), 1821 nucleotides. RefSeq names its product ubiquitin protein ligase E3D (gene ube3d). Gene Ontology annotation, cellular component: cytosol; nucleus; ubiquitin ligase complex. Lineage: Eukaryota; Metazoa; Chordata; Actinopteri; Perciformes; Serranidae. Gene Ontology annotation, biological process: protein autoubiquitination; protein monoubiquitination; proteasome-mediated ubiquitin-dependent protein catabolic process. The transcript has 10 exons. Gene Ontology annotation, molecular function: cyclin binding; ubiquitin conjugating enzyme binding; ubiquitin protein ligase activity. Bases 194 to 1399 code for a protein of 401 amino acids. The record is from RefSeq and is a predicted model, not a curated record.